UUACGGUAUUGGCACAAGGCACUGUUGCUAGCGCAGUCAUCUGCGGCGCGCAGUGAGUAUCGCGGGAACUACGAAAGUCUGUGACGACAGAUUUUACGUAAUGGGCUGUUACCAUUUUUUAUCACAAAAUAAGCAGACUGGAAGCCUAAUAUUUUUUAUAUGUGAUGUCCAGUGGUGAAAAUGUCAAAUUUACAGUUAUUCGCUCAGACUGGGAAGAAAAUUAUCGGAGUUGCAGCAAAUUAUAGAGCACUAUUGAAAGUCUUGAAAAAAGAUGUUCCAAAAGAGCCUGGAAUAUUUAUAAAACCAUCCACAUCUUAUAUUACUGAAGGGAAACAAAUUAUGAUACCAAAGGGGUUCUCUGUAAAUGAAGAAGUAGAGUUGGGUAUUAUAAUUGGUAAAAAAGCAAAACAUGUAUCAAGAGAAGAAGCAAUGCGCUAUGUGGGAGGAUACUGCGUAGCACUAGAUAUGACUGCCACAUGUAGACUGGUAGGUAACUAGAAAGAAGCUCGUAGCACUGGUGGAUCUUGGACAUUGGGAAAGGGAUUCGACACUGCAACACCGGUAGGAAAAUUCAUUCCCACUUCUGAUAUCCCAAAUCCACAUGAAAUAGUCCUUUGGUGUUCAGUCAACAGUAAGAGAAGGCAGGAAGGCUGCACUAGUGAUAUGGUAUUUGACAUACCCACACUGAUAAGCUUCAUCUCUAAGUUUAUUACUUUGGAGGAAAAUGAUUUGAUAUUAACAGGCUCGCCGCCUGGCAUGGGGCCUGUAGAUAAAGGAGAUAUAGUAGAGGCAGGUACGCAUACUAAAGAUAUUUUGAACAUUGCCAGUGUCAGGUUCUCGAAAUCUUGCUACCAAAUGUCUAUCAAGUGAAAAAAUAAUACUAUCAAAUAACACAAAUCGUCUUGUUUCCUUUCUAGUAUUCGUAUAAAAAUGUAUUACAACAUAUUAAUAAUAAAUAAUAUAAUCAAG
This is a messenger RNA of Acanthoscelides obtectus, 969 nucleotides long. Lineage: Eukaryota; Metazoa; Arthropoda; Insecta; Coleoptera; Chrysomelidae. The record is from the annotation of a GenBank genome assembly.